This is a messenger RNA of Dioscorea cayenensis subsp. rotundata (Guinea yam), 1028 nucleotides long. RefSeq names its product fatty-acid-binding protein 3, chloroplastic. Gene Ontology annotation, cellular component: chloroplast stroma. The transcript is spliced from 5 exons. Gene Ontology annotation, molecular function: intramolecular lyase activity; fatty acid binding. Lineage: Eukaryota; Viridiplantae; Streptophyta; Magnoliopsida; Dioscoreales; Dioscoreaceae. Gene Ontology annotation, biological process: fatty acid metabolic process. The coding region runs from base 1 to 918 and encodes 305 amino acids. The record is from RefSeq and is a predicted model, not a curated record.
AUGAGGAAGAAGAAAACCAGUAAAUCUUCUUCAAUCUGUGUUGUGCAGCUGAACUUGUUGUCAGCACUCAGCAGGUGGUCUGAGAAGAAAAUGGUGAGCAUGAUUACAUCUUCUUCUCCAACAGCACCACCACCCUCAUACAUUCCCAAAUGCAUCCCUAAAACUCCAAGCAAUGUUCUUCACUCCCAAUUCCUCCACAAGUUCCCAUCAAUCUCAUCUUCACAUCACCAUCUCACCUAUCUUGCUCACAAAAGGCUUCUUCCCCUUCUCACUCCUAAAGCUUCAGUUGGGAGUGCAGAGUACAUUGUGGAGCCUGGGACUAGUGUGAGUUUCUCUAGGGAAAUCAGAGUUCCUGGUUGCUCUGAGUCACUUGUCUUGCUUGGCACUGGAUUCCGAGAGAAGAUCUUUGCAAUUAUUGGUGUCAAGGUCUAUGCUGCCGGAUUUUAUGUUGCUACCUCUAUCGAAGAAAAGUUGGAUUCUUGGAGAGGAAAACAAGCUUCUGAGAUAGUAAAAGAUUCGACAUUGUUUACAUCCAUUUUUACAGCACCAUUGCAGAAAUCACUGAAGAUUGUUCUAGUAAGAGAUGUUGAUGGCAAGACAUUCUGGAAUGCUUUGAAUGAUGUCAUCCUUCCUAGAAUCAAAGAACCUUCAUCUGCCGAUGAAUUUGCAUUAUCAACUUUUCGUGAUACUUUUCAGAAGCGUGAUUUGAAGAAUGGAACUCUUAUACUUCUGACUUGGGUAGAGCCAUCGAAGAUGUUGGUGUCUAUCUCAUCUGAUGGUUUUCCUUUAAGCACCGAUGCUGUUAUUGAAUCUGAGAAUGUCACCAUGGCUCUCUUCGAUGGAUACUUUGGGGAUUCUCCUGUUUCUCCUACUUUAAAGUCUUCGGUAGCCGAUGGUAUUGCUGUGUUACUUAACUGAGUUUUCCUCUAGGAUAGUUUUCCAUGAGCUUUUCAUAUUCAGUUUGGAUGACAACAAUGUGAAACUGCAACAUUUAGCUGUAAUGCAACAGUUUGGCACUUAUUUCUGCA